Nicotiana attenuata is the source of this 879-nucleotide messenger RNA. RefSeq lists its product as uncharacterized. The coding region runs from base 1 to 879 and encodes 292 amino acids. NCBI's taxonomy places the organism in Eukaryota, Viridiplantae, Streptophyta, Magnoliopsida, Solanales, Solanaceae. The record is from RefSeq and is a predicted model, not a curated record. The transcript has 2 exons.
AUGUCGAAUUUGUCAAAACUUGAGUUUGUGGCACUUGACAUUUAUGGAAAGAAUUGCCUAUCAUGGGUUCUCGAUGCUGAGAUUCACUUAGCCGCUAAAGGCCUUGGCAACACCAUUACUCAGGGUAAUGAGGCAUCAAUCCAAGACAAAGCGAAGACCAUGAUUUUCCUUCGUCAUCAUUUGGAUGAAGGUUUGAAAGUUGAAUAUCUGACAGUGAAAGAUCCACUUGAAUUGUGGAUUGGCCUGAAGGAAAUGUAUGAUCACCUUAAGGCUACGCAGCAAUACCGUGAAAGGGGUUUUAAAAAGUAUUCUGAAUUGAUCUCAUGCCUUCUGGUGGCUGAGCAACAUAAUAACCUUUUGCUGAAAAAUCAUGAAGCCCGUCCCACAGGGUCAGCUCCGCUUCCUGAAGUGAAUAUGGCUGCUAGACGUGAUAAGUCUGAAAAAAGACAGAAUAAUAAUCAUGGCCAUAUGAAUGUACGUGGGCAUGGAAAUGGUAAGAGACGAUAUAAUAGUCUUCAUCGUGGUGGUCAUAAAAAACGAGAGAACAAUAUGGGUUCUCAAAAUAAUCCUUCAAGAGGCAAAAACGGUAACUGCCACCGUUCUGGCAUGAAAGGUCAUUGGAAAAUUGAAUGCCGUGCACCUGAGCAUUUUGUCAGGCUUUAUCAAAACUCCAUCAAAAGAAAGGCAAAUAAUGUUGGAGCAUCUUCUGCUAAUUCCCCAGAGUCUUACUUGACCUUUAAAAAUAAUUUUGAGGCUGGGCCUUCAAAUAAAAAUGAUGACAAUGCUGAGGCAAAUCUUGCUUUGAAUGAUUAUGAUAUUCAAGGCCUCGAUGAUCUUACUCAUUUGGAAGUUGAAGAUUUCUUUGGAGAUCAAAACUAA